Messenger RNA from Megachile rotundata (alfalfa leafcutting bee), 825 nucleotides. RefSeq lists its product as uncharacterized. Lineage: Eukaryota; Metazoa; Arthropoda; Insecta; Hymenoptera; Megachilidae. The record is from RefSeq and is a predicted model, not a curated record.
AUGGCCAAUCAAGAGGAUAAUUUGGACAAUAAGGAGAUAAUAAAUGUUGCUUCUGCAACUCUAAGAAGCCCUACCUUUUGGCCACAAAAAGUUGCUUUGUGGUUUCAGCAACUUGAAGCGCAGUUUGUUAUCGGACGUAUUACCAAAGAUGAAACAAGAUUUGGUUACCUGAUCGCCCAGUUAGAUGGGAAAUAUGCUGUUGAAGUGGAGGAUAUUAUUUGUAACCCGCCCGAAAUAAACAAGUACGAAACACUUAAGGCGGAGUUAAUAAAAAGACUAUCCGAUUCGGACACAAUGAGAAUCCGGAAAUUAUUGGAAACCGAAGAAAUUGGCGAUCGGACGCCAACUCAAUUUUGGCGCCACUUAAAAGACCUUGCUGGCUCCGCGGUGAACGAAGAGUUUCUCGUCAAAAUUUGGAAGAAUCGCCUUCCUACUAAUACGCAGCUUGUUCUUGCUGCGACUUCCGAUAAAGUGGGAUCCAAAUUGGCAGAAAUCGCGGAUCGAGUGCAUGAAAUUCCGGCAGCCCGCCAUAGGAUAGCGUCCACUUCGGCGUCUACAACAUCUACGACGAGUUCGCAGGAGAUUCAAUUGCUCCGCGAAAGUUUAGAGCAGGUACAGCUGCAAUUAAAGGCUUUGACCGAAGAACGUUGUAGUCGGAAACCAUGGAGGCGUUUCAAGUCCCGUGAGCGGUCAGGCAGUAAAAAUCGGCAGCGAUCGAAUAGUGUACCGCGUAAUUUGUGCUGGUAUCAUCACAAUUACGCCGAAAAAGCUGCGAAGUGUAUACCCCCGUGUUCGUGGUCAGGUCCGAAGCCGGGAAACUUGUAG